Molecule: messenger RNA, 1199 nt
Organism: Humulus lupulus (European hop)
Lineage: Eukaryota; Viridiplantae; Streptophyta; Magnoliopsida; Rosales; Cannabaceae
Product: probable uridine nucleosidase 2
Exons: 9
Coding region: 109-1089 (326 amino acids)
Biological process (GO): purine nucleoside catabolic process
Cellular component (GO): cytosol
Molecular function (GO): purine nucleosidase activity
Source: RefSeq, a predicted model, not a curated record
GUUAACGCAUACAAAAAGAAAAAAUAAAGGUGAUUCUUUGAGAUAUUCUGUGAUUGAUUUUGUUCCAAAUUCUAAAAAGUCCGUAGAAAGUAGUAGUUGGGAAUUGGGAUGGGUGAAUCUGAAUCUGAAUCGAUGAAGAUGAAGAUGAUCAUCGAUACAGACCCUGGAAUCGAUGAUGCGAUGGCAAUAUUUGUGGCCCUGAGGUGUCCCGAAAUUGAAGUGGUUGGACUUACCACUAUCUACGGCAACGUUUAUACCACUCUCGCCACCCGAAACGCCUUGCAUUUGUUGGAGAUUGCUGGGAGAAGUGAUAUCCCUGUAGCUGAAGGAUCUCAUGUCACAAUCACUAAAGGUACAAAGCUCCGGAUUGCUGAUUUUGUUCAUGGUGCGGAUGGACUUGGCAACCAAAAUUUCCCUCCGCCUAAGGGCAAGCCUAUCCAACAGUCCGCUGCUGCUUUUCUGGUCGAACAAGCAAACCUUCACCCUGGAAAACUCACUGUUGUAGCCUUGGGUCCACUUACUAAUAUUGCAUUGGCUAUUCAACUGGAUCCGGAUUUUGCCCAAAAUAUUGGGCGGAUUGUUGUUCUGGGUGGUGCCUUUGCAGUGAAUGGGAAUGUAAAUCCAGCUGCAGAGGCCAACAUAUUUGGGGAUCCGGAUGCUGCAGAUAUCGUAUUCACCAGUGGGGCAGAUGUGUUGGUUGUAGGGAUAAAUGUUACUCAUCAAGUCGUUCUCACAGAUGCGCAUCGAGAAGUGUUGGCAAGUUCAAAUGGAAAGUUUGCUGAGUACUUGUGUAAAAUUUUAGAGGUCUACUUUUCGUAUCAUCAGUAUGCCUAUAGCACAGGAGGCGUUUACCUUCACGACCCGACGGCCCUUCUUGCAGCUGUAUAUCCUGAUCUAGUCACUUACACGGAGGGUGUUGUGAGGGUCCAGACCGAUGGCAUCACAAGAGGGCUCACUGUUUUGUAUAACAAGCAGAAAAGGUUCGGUGAAGUUACAGAAUGGUCGGAUAAACCAACAGUGAAGGUGGCCGUCACGGUUGAUGCUCCGGCUGUUGUCAAACUUGUGAUGGAACGUCUCUUAGACUCCUAGUCAUCAUAUAUAUCAAUCAUCAUUUUCAUUUCAUGCAUGCCUUUCGUUUCAUUUCUGUGGACCAACCUUGUUUUCCUUUUAAUAAUAAGUUUCGAUGCUUUUGAGCUUAA